This is a messenger RNA of Perca flavescens (yellow perch), 4100 nucleotides long. It is a transcript of the gene dtna, whose product is annotated as dystrobrevin, alpha. Gene Ontology annotation, cellular component: plasma membrane; synapse. The transcript has 24 exons. The record is from RefSeq and is a predicted model, not a curated record. Gene Ontology annotation, molecular function: zinc ion binding. Lineage: Eukaryota; Metazoa; Chordata; Actinopteri; Perciformes; Percidae. The coding region runs from base 693 to 2852 and encodes 719 amino acids. Gene Ontology annotation, biological process: synaptic signaling.
GUCCACCUGUGAAAAUGUAAAAGUAAAUCUGCUUAUCUAUUUGUCUCCCUUUUUGUAUCAAAACCGAUCAAACCAUAACAUUUUGCAGCCAAAGGAUACUGACGCAAGUUAAGAGAUUCCGCAUUACGUCAUCGCAAAGGCCACAUACUGGAGGCAAGUGCUGCCUCUAUUCUCCUCAGCCAGUAGGCUACGCUACCCGGAAAUUUCCACGACACAACCUUUACAGGAGAGCGGCACAAGAUCGGCCGCUUCGUGCAGUGAUGCAGCACCCUACACCAAAGAAACCCUGAUCGCACUGCAGGACACGACCGGCUCUCUGAUUCCUGGAUGGAAAAUAGUGAUGUAGCCUCGAAAUAAAUUGUGCUGAAACCAUGGUGAUCAUCAGCAGGCGACAGAGAGCAGAGGGCCCUGCAGCAGACAUCACUGGCUGGUACCAGAUAGAAGGAAAAAACUGUUUCACUACCUACACAGCAUGUAGGCCUCCUACAACACUAGAGCACAACAUCUCUGGCUGUGCUGAGCUCCAGCUGAUUAACCUUAAGUCAAUGGCACAGCUUUUUUAUUCCUGUCAAGGGAUGGGAUUCGGAUGCCAGUGCAGUUUAUAGUAUCAUGAUGUAAAAAUAACUCUGGCCAAUCACUGGUAACAGCUGCGAUGUACUGUACCGAGCCAACCAAAACACAGAUUGUUCAAAAUGAUUGAAGACUUUGGGUGGAGUGGUGACAACAUGGCAGAUAGAAGGCAGCUGUUUGUCGAGAUGAGGGCUCAGGAUUUGGACUCCAUACGAUUAUCGACAUACAGAACAGCCUGCAAACUUAGAUUUGUUCAGAAGAAAUGUAAUUUGCAUUUGGUUGACAUUUGGAACAUCAUCGAGGCUUUCCGAGAGAACGGCAUUAACACCAUGGACCUCAACGCCGAGCUCUCUGUGGCUCGUUUAGAAGCGGUGCUGUCCACCAUUUUUUACCAGCUAAACAAGCGCAUGCCCACCACCCACCAGAUCAACGUGGAUCAGUCCAUCAGCCUGCUGCUCAACUUCCUGCUGGCGUCCUAUGACCCGGAGGGCCAUGGCAAGAUAUCUGUCUUUGUUGUGAAGAUGGCCCUAGCAACCAUCUGUGGAGGGAAAAUCCUGGAUAAAUUAAGAUAUAUUUUUUCACAGAUAUCAGAUUCAGCGGGAAUAAUGGUGCACUCGCAGUUCGACGAAUUUCUGAGGGAGGUUCUCAAAUUACCCAUGGCGGUUUUUGAGGGACCUUCUUUUGGUUACACUGAACAAGCUGCAAGAACAUGCUUUACACAGCAGAAAAAGGUCUCCCUCAAUACAUUCCUCGAUACGUUGAUGUCAGACCCAUCCCCUCAGUGUCUGGUGUGGUUACCGCUCAUGCAUCGGCUCGCCAACGUGGAGAACGUCUUUCACCCGGUCGAGUGCUCCUACUGCCAUACUGAGAGUAUGAUGGGCUUCCGCUACCGCUGCCAGCAAUGUCAUAAUUACCAGCUCUGUCAGGACUGCUUCUGGAGGGGGCAUGCCAGCGGUUCCCAUAGCAACCAGCACCAAAUGAAGGAGUAUACGUCAUGGAAAUCUCCUGCUAAGAAGUUAUCCCAUGCCUUCAGUAAGUCCCUGAGCUGUGCAUCCAGCAGAGAGCCUCUUCACCCCAUGUUUCCUGAAAUGCCAGACAAACCUCUCAACCUAGCUCAUAUUGUGCCACCAAGACCAGUGAACAUCAGCAAUGACUACUCACUCUCCCACUCCAUGCCUACAUCAGGGAACCCUUACUCCACCAAAAACUUGCCUUACAGCAAGAAUAAUGAUGUUGGGCAAAGAAAGCCCUUCGAUGGGGCUGCUCCACAUUUGUUGAAAGGGAGAGGGUUGAACUACAACCUUGAUGUUGCCGAUAGACUUGCAGACGAACAUGCUCUGAUUCGCCUCUAUGUGAAUCUACUCCAAAACAACCCCAGAUCAUGUUUGCUGGAGAGCAGUAACCAUCAAGAAGAAGAGCACAGUCUCAUCGCCCGCUAUGCUGCUCGACUGGCUGCUGAUGCUGCGGCUCAACAGCAGAGAAUCCCCACAGACCUCCCAUACUCUCUGGAUGCCAACAAACAACAGAGGCAGCUCAUUGCCGAGCUUGAGAGCAAAAACAGAGAAAUCCUCCAGGAAAUCCAGCGGCUGCGCCUUCAGCAUGAGGAGGCCUCCCAGCCGCCACCUGACAGGGGUCAGCAGAACCCCACUCUUCUGGCUGAGCUACGACUUCUCAGGCAACGCAAAGAUGAGCUUGAACAAAGAAUGUCUACUCUGCAGGAGAGUCGCAGGGAACUCAUGGUGCAGCUGGAGCAACUAAUGAUGCUUCUCAAGCUAGAGGAAGAACGGAAACAAGCUACUCAGGGUCCCGGCUCUCCACGCUCGUCCCCCAGCCACACCACCAGCCGGCCGAUCCCCACCCCUAUCCACUCGGAGUCUGCCGGCACGACCCCGACUCACACACCUCAGGACUCACUCAUGGGCGUGGGAGGGGAUGUUCAGGAGGCCUUCGCUCAGGGUCCAAGAAGAAAUUUGAGAAACAACCUACUCAUUGCUGCUGACUCCAUCACCAACACAAUGUCGUCACUAGUUAAAGAACUCAAUUCAGAGGGUGGAAGUGAGACUGAGAGCACUGCAGAUUCUGACUUUGGACGUGGUGACCUAUUGGCCACAACCUCUUCAGAUCCCUUCUUCACAUAUAAACCAAGGUGUUCCAGCGCUGCAGAGGAGGAGAGCUUUGAGAAUGAUCUGGAGCAGCGGCUGGAGGAUGAGCUCAAGUUGGAGGAGCUAAUAAAGCACAGGCAGGAACCAGACAAGUCGUGCAUGGUGACGCUGCAGCAGUGACUGUGUUAGUCCAGAUGACUGGUGAGCAAUAUGAAAAGCAACAAUAGUAGAAGACACUGGAUGAGACGACACUGGGCCGACGGUACAGAGCACUGAAGAUAUGAAGAAUUUAAGUUGAAUAAAUGGCUGAAUCCAACCAUAUAAUACAUCUUUGUAAAGAUAUAUUUUUUAACCAACCUCAUAUUUAAGGUAAUACUGUGAGCUGAUGUAAAGAGAUUAAUUAGUGAGCUGUCUAUUACACCACAGGUGCCAUAAAAUCCACAUGACUUUGGGGAAUUAUUUCUUAAUUUUUAGCCUUUUUGAAAGAGUUGUCAAGCAAAUGUACAACUACACUGAAAGUUCAGGGUGGCAAACCUGAUUCUUUCAAAUUCUCAUGUUUCUGCAAACAGUGAACCUUGUUUAAGUGUUUGUUUGUCUUCUGAUUUAAGAUAUAAACCUACGUUGGAGUUGAAGCUAUAGAUGAUAAAAUUUGCAAUAUUUUAUAAAUGUAUAACUCCAGAUUUAACCACUAGUCCAUAGAUUUCUUACUGUUGCUGUCAAGUGGCUUUUGUAUUGUUUUUUGACUUGUGUUUGGAGCAGAGUUUUUUUUUUUUUUUUGUGAUACAUUAGUGAUAAUAAUGCACACAUGCCUUAGCUGAUUGGAUGACCUCUCAAAUGAGCUCAUUCAAACUGUCAACGCAGCAUGUAGCUAACAACAAAACAACAGAAAUGCUAGUUGUCUUCACUGGAGGUUAAACUCAUUAAAUCUGGUGCUGGGAAGUGAUUUUGUCUGCAGAGGGAUUUGGUCUGAAAAUAUGUACACUGUCUACAUAUAAACUGUCACUUAAAAACAAGAUAUAGAUGGAUUGGUUCUGACACCUGGAAGUGUUUUAAGAUUCGGUGAAAAAGAUAUAACACAGGAACUUCCAAAUCACGCAAAUUCAAAGGUUUACACUGGUAAGGGCAUUGAACAAGUUGUGUUUACUAUCGAUGGUUUAUGAAUAAGGUUUGAUCGUUUGCCAUUGUUUCAUUUAUUAGCAUCAAUGCUCUCACACACAAAUCGCUGUGUGACUUGCACACCAAACAUGCACACUCUUGAUGCAUUUUCUGAGUGUGCGUGAAACUUUACUCACUCACUUUUAGAAAAAGUGGCAAGCCAAUCUAAAAUCAUAAAUGUGUGAAAUAUAUCUAGUUUGAUUUUUGAGCAAGUUCAUAGCAGUGAUUUUGCAUGGUGGUGAUGCAUAAUAAAGUGUUGACACAAUAUCACAA